ACUCCAAUUAUAUAAUACAAUUAUCAAUAUUCCCCAUCCGAAUGAAUAAAGUGAUAUCAUCAUAGAAAGACAGUCAUCAUCCCUCUUACCGCCAAUAAUAAACUGUUUUUUUUUACAAUUUCAACCAAUUAGCUAGUAAUUUCACGUUCAUGAUGAGUGAUCAGUCUGGUGACGACGAUUUCGUCAACCCUCCCUCCUCUUGUUCAAGAACAACAGAGCCAGUCACGCCAUCGACUUCUUCCAAGCGGAAAGCAGCCACUCCCACCAGCAGCAAAUCAUCAAAGAAAAAGAAGGGUGACGAUGAUGACGCCAAGGAGGAGGAAUUGCCAACUUUUAAAUUUCUUAAACUUGACUCGGAUGAGGAUGAUAACGAGGAAGAUGAACUGGUGGUGAAACAAGAGUGGGCAAUGGUGGAGAGCAAAGAGGGAGGAACAAGAUAUUUUAGAGGCACACCCACCAGUCCCCCGAACGAGGUUAUGUCAACCGAAAAAUUAAUCUGCGAGAGGAUAAGGCCGGUACUGACUGGUGGAAAAUCACCAAAGCCUUGAGUACGGCCAAGAGGAUGUCGAAUAAGUCAGAGGAUGAAGGAGAUAAUAAAUUACGUGAAUUUAUCUGCACUUUGGCACGAACGGUGGAUAGAGAUGAAGAGAUGGGAUCCCAACAGUCGACCAUUUCUGAUCUGACCCCUCUCACCCCCGAAUUUAUUACGGGACGAUAUCCCCCACUCACUGCUGCAGAGAGAAAGAUUGCAGAGACUAAGAUACGACAAGCGGGGGCAGACGGUUUGAUGGUUCCGGGAACAACGUCAAGGGUGGCGUGGUCACCACCAAAUCAAAACCGGGCGUAUGGAUUAUUCGUAUACUUGAAACCAAACACGAAAUAUAAUUUUAUUUGUGCCGAGAUUCCAAACUGUGUGAAGACAACGUCCACUAUUAUGGAACAGAUCCCAAGAUGUGAAAUCCACAAAGGAAAACAAAUUGGUUUUGUCUUGUGCCAAUUUACGGAUGGGGCAAAUAAGAAGCACAACGUUAUCCUCCACGUUAUUGCCUCUUUCACACACAGUUAUGGGGAUGAAAAACAAGCUCACGCCACACGGGCAAUCAAUUCUCAGAUUAACAAAUCGGUGUGGAACGUAUACUCCAAAGAGCGUAAAGCAGCCAAGAAACCAGUCCCCGAAUUAGUUGAACUUGAAGAGCGCCGCCUCUACUUUGAUGAUGAGGAUGAAUUGAUGAAAAUUUAUUCGGCACGACAGACUACGACCCUAUUUCAAUUGCUCUUGUGGCCCGAUACAACCAUCAAAAUAAUUUGCCUACAUGUGAACAUUAACCUCCCCAAUGGUGCGUAUAAGGAGUUAGUCGACGAGAUGGAUCUAUGUGGGAUGGAGCUUAGAAUUCAUGAUAAGCUGUCAUCAUCAGCAGUAGCAGCAAUUACUCUGGAGGAGAGUCUCAAAAUUCCAUUUCUCAUCAGAGCAGAAAAGGGUGAAAGUAUAGGGACGUUGUUGUCACACGGGAAAAACAAGAUGAAAGAGAAGAUCGCUGCAUUAUACUUUUUCUCGAGUCCGUAUGUAAUUUAUGCUGGACAAGCCCUCAAAAGUGGCGUGCACGGUAACUCUUUCAAUCAUGCAGACCCCAUCGUCGACUACAAAAAUAACAAGCCACCCUCCCAUCCUGACCCCAAGAUUGUCCCAAUUGGACUCGUUCGUGACGAUGAGCGAUACAAGUGGGAGUGUCAUCUCCAAAUUUGUGCCCUGAUAGCAUCACUCUUACGACUCCGAAACUGUAUAAAUCCGUCCGAUUUCUCUGCCCAAUCUCACCCUCUUUGUAUUAAUAGACAGAUCAAUUCGAGUUUUGUAGAUAAAAAGUCGUGGGGAAUUGUACACGGGUAUUUAAUGGAAAAGUUUUCAGUAGAUGUUAGUUUAGGACCUAAAGUGUCCGACCAGGAAUAAUGGUGAUGAUAAUUUACAAUUUUGUUUUGAAUGGAUUGUCAUGUAAGUAAAUGAAUUAAUUACCGAGGCAACCUCAGCUUAAAGAAAUGUCACAAAUGCAAAUGCAAACGCUCAGGAAGGCUUGGGAAUAAAAACAUCUAUA
This is a messenger RNA of Folsomia candida, 2087 nucleotides long. RefSeq lists its product as uncharacterized. The coding region runs from base 563 to 1945 and encodes 460 amino acids. NCBI's taxonomy places the organism in Eukaryota, Metazoa, Arthropoda, Collembola, Entomobryomorpha, Isotomidae. The record is from RefSeq and is a predicted model, not a curated record. The transcript is spliced from 6 exons.